This is a messenger RNA of Miscanthus lutarioriparius, 1002 nucleotides long. The record is from the annotation of a GenBank genome assembly. Lineage: Eukaryota; Viridiplantae; Streptophyta; Magnoliopsida; Poales; Poaceae.
AUGGAGACGCAGGCGGAGCCUCGCCGUGCCAAGAGAAGGAAACCGGAGGUAUCCAAGAGCCCUGGCCAGGAGAGUGAAGCAAACAUCUCGACGCUGGCGCCUGAUUCCUGUCCUCCUGGAGCCGGAGAAGACGUAUUCCCCAUCCAAGAUCCGCCGCCUGGAGCCGGAGCAGAACAAGCAGAUGGGGUCGACCGAAUCAGCCUCCUCCCGGACGCCAUUCUCGGUGAGAUCAUCUCUCUCCUCCCCACCAAGGAUGCCGCCCGCACCCAAACCCUCGCCACCCGGUGGCUCCAGCUCUGGCGCUCCGCCCCUCUCAACCUUGACGGCAGCGACCCCCUCACCAUCGAUGUCGUCUCCCGCAUCCUCUCCGCCCACCAGGGCCCCGGUCGCCGCUUUCGCUUCCCCGCACGACGACUACAGGACCACCCCGCCACUGUGGAUGCAUGGCUCCGAUCCCCCGCCCUCGACAACCUCCAGGAGAUUGACUGCUGGAUCGGCUUAUUUGCGACGGAGGUGUUGCAACCGCCACCACCGCCGGUGUCUAUCUUCCGGUUCUCGUCAUGCCUUUGCGUCGCCACUCUCAGCCACUGCCACCUCUCUAACGAUGUCGCCCAGGCGCUUCGGUUCCCCAAGCUCAAGAAGCUCGCACUUCAAUGGGUCAGCAUUUCAGAGGAUUCCUUGCAUAGCAUCAUUGCUGGUUCUCCCGUCCUCCAGGGCUUGCUGCUUCGCAGAAGCUUUGGCUUCCGCUGUGUCAGGAUCAACUCAGCUAGCCUUACAAGCAUUGGGCCAUGCCGCAAAAAGGAAUUCCGGGUCAUUAACUCGACAACGCCGGCAUGUACUGUCAAGAUUUUAGCAGCCCAUAUUAAAAAUCUUAACAUGGAUGUGAUUAUUGACUUAAUGAGAUGUUUCCCAUGCUUGGAGAAGUUGUAUAUCAAGUCAUAUGAGGGGGGAGAAAAGAAUUUAUGGCCCCGUAAACAUCUUACGACUUAUCAAAUGCAUUGA